AUGAUCCAGCAACCAGUUGGUGUGAAAGUCGCACUCUCCCAGAAGCAGGGCUUUCCCUCAAAUGUUGUUCAGGUUCUUCACACUCGACCUGGACCAAGUGGAACAACAGUAUUCCAAUCCAAACCCACACAAUUUAACGCAGUUCCUGUUCAGCCCCUCUUGGCCCCACAAUCUGUUCAAAUCAACACAAAUACUGCUGCGCAGUACGCACGAAAACCGCAGGAGAUGACACUUGUAGCCCCUAGUGGUGCAUUCAUGGCUAGUCCGAUUCCCAGUCAGGCUUUUGGACAGGUAGUGAGCAUCAGUCAGGCUAGCAUGCCUGGGAUGACUGGCUUGGCCCAAACUCUUAUCGGUGGGCCUGGCGUCGGAAUUGCGGCUCCCUCCGUACCUGGGGCCCCGCAAGCGGUGAACAGUAUGGCCAACUCCAGGAAGCCCUGUAACUGUACCAAAUCUCAUUGCCUCAAACUCUAUUGCGAGUGCUUUGCGCAGGGUCAGCUUUGUCAAAGUUGCAAUUGCAAUCAUUGUAUGAAUAAUUUGGCCUAUGAAGAAGAAAGGGGUCGCGCAAUCAAAAUGACUCUAGAGAGGAACCCAACUGCAUUUCACCCCAAAAUCGGUCGUGGUGAGGGAGAGCGUAAGCAUACCAAAGGUUGUAACUGCAAACGCAGUGGCUGCCUUAAGAACUACUGUGAGUGCUAUGAAGCAAAAAUCAGCUGUUCCGAUCUCUGCCGGUGUCUUGGAUGUCGAAAUACGGAAGACAGCAUAGAGCGCAGGUCGUUGAUGCGUCUGGCUGCGAUGGGUUCCCUUCGAUCGCGCCAACCAAAUGCAUUCAGGAAGCAUUUAAUUAAGCCUCCGGCGGAAACUAUGCCACAUGUAUUCUUCACUUGGGAAACGAUCGAAGCCGCAGCCAGCUGCCUUUUGGCUCAGGCUGAAGACGCUGAACGCAGAGAUCUACCACCAGCAUCACAGGAAAGAAUAAUACUUGAAGAAUUCGGUCGUACUCUUGACCGUGUUGUUGAGGCUACUAGCAAGGCUCAAAUCCGAACAGGUGCUUCACUCGGCCCAGCCGGUACUAGUCUCUCCGACGACCUGGCUUUGGGGUCAUCCCGCAAUGCCUUGAGUUCCACGGUUCAAUUGCCGCAUCAUCGCUCGCGCGGUCGUCAUGAUGACGAUCUGGUUGAUGAUGAAGACGACGAGUUUCACGAUGUUGGCGAUGCCAGUCGUGGUGGUGCCUAUGGGUCUGUUGAAGAUGCUGGUGGACCAUUUGGCGAUGAAGACGAUGAGGACAUUGACUUGCUUGACCGUCAAAACCGACAUUUUAGUCAGCGAAGGCGUUCCUCCAUGGUUGCUGGUAGGGAAGGUGGGUCGAUGGACCCUGGGGAACCCGGGUCGGCUAAGAUGCCUUCUGUGAAGUUCAUUUCACGAAGCGGAACCGGUCGAUCCUACAUCACCAGGAAGGAUCUCUUGUAG
Messenger RNA from Echinococcus granulosus, 1467 nucleotides. RefSeq lists its product as hypothetical. Gene Ontology annotation, biological process: regulation of DNA-templated transcription. Gene Ontology annotation, cellular component: nucleus. The transcript has 4 exons. The record is from RefSeq and is a predicted model, not a curated record. Bases 1 to 1467 code for a protein of 488 amino acids. NCBI's taxonomy places the organism in Eukaryota, Metazoa, Platyhelminthes, Cestoda, Cyclophyllidea, Taeniidae.